CCGUUACGGCCCAUGUGUGCAGUCUCCGCGCCGCGAAAACACAAAACCGGCUGGUGGUCGAAAGGGGCGAAAAAACGAAAUAACUCGCGGUUUCUUGCGCCACUCCGGCUACGCCGCCGCCCGCCGCAGCCGCCGCAGCCGAGAUGGGAAUCAAGGGUUUGACGAAGCUGCUGGCGGACAAUGCGCCCAAGGCUAUGAAGGAACAGAAGUUCGAGAGCUACUUCGGCCGCAAAAUCGCCGUCGACGCCAGCAUGAGCAUCUACCAGUUCCUGAUAGUAGUUGGAAGAACAGGUACGGAAACUCUCACAAACGAAGCUGGUGAAGUCACUAGUCACCUGCAAGGUAUGUUCAACCGGACAAUAAGGUUGCUGGAGGCAGGAAUCAAGCCAGUUUACGUUUUUGAUGGCAAGCCUCCUGAUCUGAAGAAACAAGAGCUUGCUAAAAGAUACUCAAAGAGAGAGGAUGCAACCAAAGAACUGACUGAGGCAGUAGAGGAGGGAGAUAAGGACGCGAUUGAAAAAUUUAGCAAGAGGACUGUAAAGGUCACAAGGCAGCACAACGAUGACUGUAAACGACUAUUGAGACUUAUGGGGGUUCCUGUUGUAGAGGCACCUUGUGAAGCAGAAGCAGAAUGUGCAGCACUUUGUAUAAAUGAUAAGGUGUAUGCUGUUGCUUCAGAAGAUAUGGACUCCCUUACUUUUGGGGCUCCACGGUUCCUUCGUCAUUUGAUGGAUCCAAGUUCCAAGAAAAUACCUGUGAUGGAAUUUGAUGUUGCCAAAGUUUUGGAGGAGCUUGAACUCACCAUGGACCAAUUCAUUGAUUUGUGCAUCCUCUGUGGAUGUGACUAUUGUGAUAGCAUCAAAGGUAUUGGGGGGCAAACAGCUCUGAAGCUUAUUCGUCAACACGGGUCCAUAGAAAGCAUUUUGGAGAAUCUUAAUAAAGACAGAUAUCAAAUUCCUGAAGACUGGCCUUACCAAGAAGCUCGACGCUUGUUCAAGGAACCUAAUGUUACAUUAGAUAUUCCUGAGUUGAAAUGGACUGCACCUGAUGAGGAGGGUCUCAUAACCUUCCUGGUAAAAGACAAUGGCUUCAACGAAGAUCGGGUGACAAAGGCCAUAGAGAAGAUCAAAUCUGCCAAGAAUAAAUCAUCCCAAGGAAGACUCGAGUCCUUUUUCAAGCCAGUUGCUAGCACUUCAGCACCGCUGAAACGGAAGGAGACUUCAGAGAAAACAACUAAGGCAGCUGCGAACAAGAAAACAAAGGCCGGUGGAAAGAAGAAAUAAGCUUGAAUGCUUGCUGUGCAAUGGAUCAGCAGAAGCUGCGGCGGCCAGUGGCCUUCUUACUUAGAUUGUUUAACUACGUGCUGUAACUCAAACUUUGGUCAAUGUUUCCGUAUGUUCCAAGCUAGGUAAAUUAGUUUUCCUUGAAGAGAGAAUUGUUGUACCAAGUGACAAAAAAAAACCUAUCACGUAUGUUAGUCCGUCCGAUCAUGUUUGUACAUUUGCCUCUUCCCUUCCGGAGUUUUCAUGCUGAGAAGAGGCUGCCUUGCUGUUAAA
Molecule: messenger RNA, 1556 nt
Organism: Panicum hallii
Lineage: Eukaryota; Viridiplantae; Streptophyta; Magnoliopsida; Poales; Poaceae
Product: flap endonuclease 1
Exons: 17
Coding region: 144-1283 (379 amino acids)
Molecular function (GO): 5'-3' exonuclease activity; 5'-flap endonuclease activity; DNA binding
Source: RefSeq, a predicted model, not a curated record